Molecule: messenger RNA, 1560 nt
Organism: Cantharellus anzutake
Lineage: Eukaryota; Fungi; Basidiomycota; Agaricomycetes; Cantharellales; Hydnaceae
Product: putative serine esterase-domain-containing protein
Exons: 6
Coding region: 1-1560 (519 amino acids)
Source: RefSeq, a predicted model, not a curated record
AUGGCAACUGCGGACGACGCUGCCGCUUUAAAUGCCAAGCUGGAGCAAGCGGAGUUGUUGGGAGCGAGCAUGACAAGGAGGAUACACCUCCUAGUCCUUAUCCAUGGUCUGUCCAGUGCCAUACGCCUUCGUGUACAUGCUUUGUUUGACGAUUAUUCAGGAAUGUGGGGAACUUGUGAACAUCUCGAGGAACUUGCCAAUACUAUUACAGAGGUUCAUUCGAAUCCUCCAUCGCGGUCUGGAUCCCGGCUUGACGCUGGCGUUGAACUGGACGUCCUCGUAGCGCAGUCAAAUCAAUCAGUCCAGACAUACGAUGGGAUAGAUUGGGGUGCAGAACGUGUUGUCGGCGAGGUAAUACGCGAGCGAAUCCAAGCCAUACAGUCAAGUGGCGACACGGUCAUCAGGUUUUCCAUCACUGGCUAUAGCCUCGGUGGCCUGGUAGCCCGUUACGUCGUUGGAGUACUGCAUCAUGCCGAUUUCUUCGCGGCUGUGGAACCCGUCAAUUUCGUUACCAUUGCUACACCCCACCUUGGAAUCCCACGAUAUCCUACAACUGUUUCGAGUAUCCAUGCAGUUCUCGGUCCGAAAUUUCUUAGUCGAACGGGAGAGCAAUUUUGGGCGAUGGAUAAGUGGGAUGGACCCGAUGGACGCCCAUUAUUAGACAUCAUGAAUCGCAGGGACAGCAUAUUUUUUAAGGCACUAAGCCUCUUUCCCCACAUCACCAUAUACGCUAAUUGCAUAAAUGAUACUGUUGUGCCCUAUCUCACAGCGGCAAUAGAAACCGAGGAUCCAUUCCUCGCCCAUAGUGUUAAUGGAAUCGAAGUGAGUAAAGCCAUUCUCGCGUCCAGGAAACUAGACGAGAGGUAUUCCCCAAUUAUAGAGUCUUACAGACUUCCAGACGUGCCUCCACCUCCACCACCCCAGACACGCCUCCUAUCUCUGGCUUAUAUCGAGUCCCUUCGCAGGAAGAUAUUCGUCCCAUCCGUCCUGCAGGCACGUUGGCCGUUUAAUAUUAACCGAACCACGGUUCGGUUCCAGUAUGGUUUGGUUCACGGUUCGGUCCCGGUUCGAACCGGUUCUCUGAGAACCGUGGCACCCCUACUCAUAGCUCGUCUGUCCCUUGACUCUCGAGCAUCUCGAGAACGCAUUCGUCUCCUUGAAGCAAACACAUCCAGAUCCGAUUACCUCUCCUCAUCCCUCGGCCGUGUAGAGGACGCAGGUGGCGUAUCAAAGCAAGAUAAUGACGCUUAUGCGGGGCUUAGACGGCCAGCCCCUAUGGCCAACGGCAACGCCGGAGCAAGAGGGUUCCAUUUAGAGAAUCCAGAUGAAGCCCAAGAGACGAACUUUCAGAUUGAGGCAAUCAGCCCGCGAUUGACGCCGUUACAGUUGCAAAUGGCGAUGAAUUUGAACAGUAUCCCACAGCUCAAGAAGAAAUUGGCCUAUAUUGAUGGGGUCGUAAAUAGCCAUGCGGUUAUCAUUUCAAGGGAUGUGAAGCGGUUUGAGGUGCAUAAGAAGGGGAGAGGCGUGGUCAGAAAUUGGGCAGAAUCUUUCGUGCUGUAG